UUUAUAACCCAAUGCUCUACCACUGAGCCAUAAAUCCGAUAGAGAAAUGAGGGAGGCGUAAAGGUGCACGAGGAAGUCCAAAGAACAUGGAGGUGGGAGGCGGCAGCGUAAAGGAGGAACGAAGUACGCGCGGUUGACGGAAGUGUUAAAAGGGACAUUAGGUGUAAGGAAAUGGAAAAAUGUGUGAAUACAGCAUGAAGGUGGGGGUGAGGGAUGCAGUGUAGCAAAAGUCAGGGGGAAGUUUGAAAAAGAUGCGAAGAAAAGAGGCGAGGAAUGGGAUUCUCAAAGGAGACAAGAAGAAAAAUAGAGUAAGGAAGAUGGCGCGUGCAUUCGGAAGAAAUAAAUCGUAUGGGAGUUGUGGAGGAAGCACGAGACUUUAGCGGAGAUGCAAAGGUACGUGUACGUGACAAAAAAAAAAGCCAGAAGUAAAGAGACUUAAAAAUAAAUGGUAAAAAAGAAAGACCGGAACGCGAAUAAAGCAUGGAGAAAGAGGCCUUCGCAUAACCGAAUACUAUUUGUAACUUCUUCGUCCUAGGCAUUAGAUACAACAGAUGAUUUUCCAGCAAGUUUAUUAACGCACCUGACCCCGAAAUGGUUGGCGGAUUAUAUGAUAGCAGUUAUAAUGUUAGUUAGUGUUCAAUUUUGAGAUGGUUUUGCUUUUGAUUAAAAUAAAUGAACGCCUAAAAUGAUUGCAACUUGAUACGACGUUUAAAUUGUAUAAAAUCUGCAGGUGUUGUUCUUAAAUUUCUAAGUUUAGAGGUGUAUUGUGUAAAAUUGUGCAGUUGCGAAUAUAUAAGUGGAACGGAAUAAGCCAAGAGAGAACGAGAGGUCAGGUCAUUCGGCAUUUCCUGCAUACUAGCAUAAUUGACAUAUGUUAAUGAAAGUAAAUCUGUGAUAUAAAUAGCAUGUAAACGCUUACAUUCAAUAUUAUCAGUUAACAAUAUUCUUUUCAAUAAUUUGUGUGGAUCCAUCAAGAAUAUACUCAUCGUUUGUUAGGAAAAUUGAAUUCAUCUCAAAUGCAAUAAUUGAAAUUAAUCGACAAUCUAAACGCUGCAGUCGCUUGCAUGCGAAGGUAGUGUGAAUUUUUAAUUUGCCUGUGGGAGUUUAUGGGUCACUCAGUUAAUACGUAAUGGGCGUCCCUCGAACGUGUCUCUGUAUGUAAUACAAAGCGGUAGAAUACAUUUUGUUCAAUCGCAUUCAAAUUAUAAGCCAGUGUGAAUAAAAAAAAACAAAAGGCAGCUACAUAUGGCAUAAACGGGCAUUAUUACCCCAACAGUUUUACUGUAACCAUGAGUGCGACCGCUGCACCGUCCCAGCAGGGCAUGCUAACUUUCGGCUUGCAGCUGUUGGGAGUUAUUGGUCUCGAUCCGCAUGUCCCGAUCGCUUUGGCCAGAAGAAAAUUUUAUUUCGUCGUUAGUUUCGCUGUGUGCGUUAUAACCAUGGGGACACUACAAUUUUUAUGGAGCUCGGAUAAGAUGCAAGCGUUUCACGACGGAGCGGAAAGCAUAAUAGGCGCUUACCAGGUUUUUGUAAAAGUGAUUGCUUUAUUCUUUGCUCGACGGAAAUUGCGCAAGCUCAUAUCUAAAGUUUCUGCCUUACAAGAUAUCGGAAAACUGGAAGGAACACUAGGCAAAGAGUUGAGGGGAACUCGGGAGAAAGUCAUGAAAGUCGCCAAGUUUUAUUUCAGAUUUUACUGUCUUACUUUAGCGGUGCUUUGCUCGAGACCUUUGAUGGUGAAAGAUGAGAGGACCCUGCCGUAUCCGAUUUACGACUUUGCAAAUGUGUACGAGUCGCCGAUGUACGAAGUCGUGUACUUCUUGGAGUGCGUUGGUGCCGGGAUUUUGGCGGUUGCAAUUGGUGGAUGGGACUUAUUGGUUUACUCUUUCGUCGCGUACAUUUACUGCGAGUUGGAGGUGGUGAAGCACGAAUUCCAAAGUUUGAAGGUAAACGAUGAGGGUGACCUGCAGGUCAAGUUUGCCGAGGUUGUCCGCCGACAUGAGUUCGUUUUGAGCUGUAUACCUGACCUCAAUUCGGUGUGCGCUAUGACGAUGUUAAACCAAUUUAUUACGCUUGUUGGUGCAAUUUGUGCGUCCGUGUAUGUACUCGCAGGGGCAGGACAUAACGUUCCUCUUCAAGUGGAGCAGAUGUUGAUCUUACUGGCAGUCUCAACGCAACUGCUUUGUGCAAGCUGUGCAGGAACCAUACUUACCGAUCAGAGCAAAUCAGUGGGCACGGCACUUUUCCACGCGCCCUUUUGGUUGGAGGCCCCCAUUGCAAUUAAAAAAGAGGUCGUAAUGGUGAUACAGAGAUCUCAAAAGUACGAAGGUCUUUCCAUGGCUGGAAUGGGCGAUAUAAAUAUCCCUCUGUUUACCAAAGUAAUUAUCGCACCUUUCCCAAAGGAUCAAGCAACAACGAUCUUCAUUUUUAGAUCCUCAAGCUCAGUUUCUCCCUCGCCAACGCAAUUUUGGCAAUCGACGGUCGCAAACCACAGUGAGGCUCGCCUACCAACAAGGAAUUUGAUGUAUUCACUCUGUAAUUUUUGCACGCGAACGAGCCUAAUCCGAUUUGUGUCGCACUCGCCUUAGUCUCGCUCGGCGUUGGUCUUAAAACCAUUGCACGCGUUCUUAACCUAAGAAUAGGGUGAUAGUAAAUAUUCACUGUCAUGUUAUACUUGAUACAUGUUCAAUGUAAAUUUUUCGACUACUCAAGAGUUUUUAUUUCACCUUUUAUACCUCCGUCUGCCAUCGGUUCGUUCGGAUAUCUCGAACAGCCAACAAAGCCAACGACUUCUUCUGGUUAAUUAAAUUUGGUGUGGUUCUUGUCGGGUAAUUAUAUUAAUAUGCCUCAGCUGCUCGUCGGGUAAUAACCCUCUUCUGGCCUCAAGGGUAAAGGAUAGGUCAAUACUCUUUAUUAACAUUGAAUUGGUUCUUAUUUUUCUUAAAAUAGCGCCGUUACGUACUGUAAGGAACACAUUUUGAUAAAUGGGGUUGAGGCGGAACGGUCCUGUAAGGCUGAUCUGCAUUAAUUUGCAAAUUUCGCAUUGGGGCAAACUAUGGUACGAGGCAAUUCUAUAAUGAGGCUGGUUAAUUGUGUGUUAAUUGCUUAUACACUAGGAACAACGCGAAGUAGUUUGGAUUCGCUCCCAGAAUUUGGACGUAGUUAAAGAUACACGGACCGAGUAUAGAAUGCGAGAUGUCCCUGUCUCUGGUUGGAUGCAUUGGAUGGUUAGCAGGCGUGGCCUCGUGGAAGUUUUCGCGUGUUCGUUUUUCUCAAAAAUACGGCUACAGCUGAAUGCAGAUU
Molecule: messenger RNA, 3300 nt
Organism: Photinus pyralis (common eastern firefly)
Lineage: Eukaryota; Metazoa; Arthropoda; Insecta; Coleoptera; Lampyridae
Product: odorant receptor 82a-like
Exons: 5
Coding region: 1290-2585 (431 amino acids)
Biological process (GO): detection of chemical stimulus involved in sensory perception of smell; sensory perception of smell
Cellular component (GO): plasma membrane
Molecular function (GO): olfactory receptor activity; odorant binding
Source: RefSeq, a predicted model, not a curated record